Messenger RNA from Coffea arabica (coffee), 1995 nucleotides. RefSeq lists its product as uncharacterized. Gene Ontology annotation, molecular function: DNA helicase activity. The record is from RefSeq and is a predicted model, not a curated record. NCBI's taxonomy places the organism in Eukaryota, Viridiplantae, Streptophyta, Magnoliopsida, Gentianales, Rubiaceae. Gene Ontology annotation, biological process: DNA repair; telomere maintenance.
AUGUUAUUGAACAUUGUCAAAGGUCCAAGGUCAUUUGAGGAGAUUAGGACAGUUAACGGAGUCGUGCAUCCAACGUUUAAAGCGGCAUGUCAAGCGUUGGGAUUAUUGGGUGGUGAUGAAGAAUGGCAUAAUGCUAUAAGAGAAACAGCAAAUUGGCAAACAGGUCAGCAAUUACGUGAAUUAUUUGUGACCAUGUUAUUAUUUUGUGAGGUAUCUAAUCCAUUAGAUUUAUGGGAGAAAAAUUGGGAGUUUCUUUCUGAUGACAUAUCCUAUCAACAACGUCAUAUACUCGGAGAUAAUUUUAUAUCUUUCAGUGAUUCCCAAAUAAAGAAUUAUGCACUUUAUGAAAUUGAAAAAAUUCUCAAUCGAAAUAGUAGAAGUUUGAAAGAAUUUCCUAGAAUCCCAUUUCCUGAUAUGCUAUUGGAUAAUGAUAAUCGAAAUCGGUUUAUUAUUGAGGAAUUGAAUUAUAAUAGGGAAAUUCUUGCACAAGAACACUUUCAACUACGAAGUGGGUUGAAUGAGCAACAACUACAAGUGUAUAAUGCAGUCAUUCAUGCUGUUGAUUAUGGUCUUGGUGGUCUCUUUUUUGUUUAUGGUAGUGGAGGAACAGGAAAGACUUAUUUGUGGAGAACUAUAAUUGUUCGAUUACGUUCACAAGGAAAAAUAGUUUUGGUGGUAGCAUCUUCUGGUAUAGCUUCUCUAUUGCUUCCUGGUGGAAGGACAGCUCAUUCGAGAUUUAAAAUUCCUAUAAUUAUAGAUGGUGAUUCUACUUGCGUAAUAUCACAGGGAUCACAAUUGGCUGAGUUAAUUUGUAAGGCAUCAUUGAUUAUUUGGGAUGAAGCUGUAAUGUUACAUCGAAAUAUUUUUGAAGCGGUUGAUAAAACAUUUAGGGAUAUCUUACGCUUUCAUGAUCCUGACUCUGAGCACAAAGUUUUUGGCGGCAAAACUAUGUUACUUGGUGGUGAUUUCAGGCAAAUUCUUCCUGUCGUACCCAAAGGGGAUAGAACUGAAAUUGUUGCUUCAUCAAUUAAUCGAUCUUCUUUGCUUUGGGGUCAUUGUCAUUUAUAUCUAUUAUCUUUGAAUAUGCGUAUACAAGCUAAUGACAUGCAUUCAGAUUCUGUUGAAAGUUUAGAAGAAUUCAGCAAAUGGAUUUUAGAUUUGGGUGAAGGAAAAUUACCAGCUAUUUCCUUUGAUGAUGAAGACGAAUCUACUUGGAUAGAGAUUCCUGACGAUCUACUCAUUCCUCAGGAUACUGACUGCAUACACCGCAUUAUAGAUAGUACGUAUCCUGAUCUAUUGGCUAAUUAUAAUAAUGCUUCAUAUCUUCGCAAUAGAGCUAUUCUUGCCCUGACCAAUGAUGUUGUUGAUGAAGUAAAUUCUGUUAUUCUAUCAUCCAUUCCUGGCCAAUCUAGGAUAUACUUAAGUGCUGAUAGAAUGUGUCCCACCUCUGAUUGCGGACUUGAGCAAGCUUCUUUAUAUCCGGUUGAGUUUUUGAAUACACUUAAAUUCUCUGGAAUUUCAAAUCAUUCAAUUGAGUUAAAGGUUGGAAUUCCAAUUAUUCUGCUACGCAAUAUGAAUCAGAGUCGGGGUCUAUGCAAUGGUACAUGGUUGAUAAUUACAAAUCUGGGAGAUAACAUCAUAGAAGUUGAAAUGAUUACAGGGUCAAGUAUAGGGACAAGAUUUUUCAUUCACAGGAUUGACAUGACUCCUACAGAUUCAAAAUGGCCUUUUGUGAUGAUUCGACGUCAGUUUCCUAUUAAGGUUUGUUUUGCUAUGACAAUAAAUAAGAGUCAAGGCCAAACUUUUGAUAACGUUGGAGUGUACUUGACAAAACUUGUAUUUAGUCACGGCCAAUUAUACGUUGCUGCUUCUCGAGUAACCUCCCGUCAAGGAUUGAAGUUUUUGAUCAAGGAUGAUCGAAAUCCAGAAAAUCGUCGUACAAGAAAUAUUGUUUAUCGAGACAUAUAUGAUAAUUUACGCAUUGGUAUAGGUUAA